CCCAAAAAUGACAUCUCGAUUGCGGUGGAGGAGCAAGGGAGCGCCUGGGACGCUGAGAGAAGAAAAGAAGUCCGAGCUAGCUCCUGCGAUUCAUAGAUCUUAACCGAAGAAAAGACGCAGCAGAAAGCCACAGCAAAUUACGGCUUGUAGUUUGGAUCUGCUUCAGACUUUUUAUCGCCUCUUUGGAAAUGGAGUUGCAUCGUUGAGAAAAUCUCCAGAAGGCAUUUGUUGUUGCUAGUUGAUGAGAGAAGUGAGAGCCGUUAAGGCUCCGUUUCCUGUUUCCCAAGCAGCAGCGCUGCAGCUGGGCUGAAGAAGCCCCGCAGGGCUCACUGAGCACCGGUCCUCCUUCCCCGCUUCUAACUGCUGCCGGUCCGCUGCCAGUCCGCUGCCCCAUCCCGCUGUCGCGAAACUCGGUUCAAAAGAAAUGUGCGACCUGAUGCCAGCCUCCCAGCCUCCGGAGAAAAUAGGCAAAAUGAAAAAGUUGAGGAGAACUUUGUCCGAGAGUUUCAGGAGUAUUGCUUUCAAGAAAGAGGACGGCGGCUUUGAUGAGAUAUGUGUCACAAAGAUGUCCACACGCAGCUGCCAGGGAACAGACUCGGUCAUCAAGCCCCUGGACACCAUCCCUGAGGACAAGAAGGUGAGAGUGCAGCGCACGCAGAGCGGCUUCGACCCGUUCGAGAAGCCCGCCAGCCAGGUGAAGAGGGUCCACUCUGAGAACAAUGCCUGCAUCAGCGCCAAGAGCUCGUCCGCCGGCAAGGAGUCGCCCAAACUGCGCCGACACUCCAGCCCUAGUUCUCCUACAAGCCCCAAGUUUGGAAAAGCAGAUUCCUAUGAAAAGCUGGAGAAACUGGGCGAAGGUUCAUACGCCACAGUUUACAAAGGAAAGAGCAAGGUGAAUGGGAAGCUGGUGGCUCUGAAGGUGAUCCGUCUGCAAGAGGAGGAAGGGACGCCGUUCACCGCCAUACGAGAAGCAUCUCUUCUGAAAGGCCUGAAGCAUUCCAACAUCGUGCUCCUCCAUGACAUCAUCCACACCAAGGAAACCCUGACUCUGGUCUUCGAAUAUGUGCACACAGACCUGUGUCAGUACAUGGACAAACACCCUGGGGGUCUCCAUCCAGACAAUGUGAAGCUGUUCCUGUUCCAGUUACUGAGAGGCCUGUCCUACAUCCACCAGAGGUACAUCCUUCACCGUGACCUGAAACCACAAAACCUGCUCAUCGGCGACACUGGAGAGCUCAAACUUGCUGACUUCGGCCUGGCCAGGGCCAAGUCCAUCCCCAGCCAUACCUACUCCAACGAGGUGGUGACCCUGUGGUACCGGCCCCCAGAUGUCCUGCUGGGAUCCACAGACUACUCCACCUGCCUGGACAUGUGGGGAGUGGGCUGCAUUUUCAUCGAGAUGAUCCAAGGAGUGGCUGCCUUUCCCGGGAUGAAGGACAUCCAGGACCAGCUGGAGAGGAUAUUCCUGGUCCUCGGCACCCCAUCUGAGGACACCUGGCCUGGUGUUAACUCUUUGCCACACUUCAAACCAGACCGCUUCACAGUGUACAGCGCUAAGAAGCUCAGACAAGCGUGGAAUAAGUUGGGCUACGUGGACCAUGCCGAGGAGUUGGCUUCCAGGUUCAUCCAGUGCUUCCCAAAGAACCGUCUGUCGGCCCAGGCAGCGCUGAACCACGAAUACUUCAGCAACCUUCCUCCACGGCUCUGUGAGCUGCAGGACAUGUCUUCUAUCUUCACCGUACCAAAUGUCAAGCUGCAGACGGAGAGCGGGGACAGCAUACAGGUGUGUGCGCGGAGGAACAGUCACGGGAAGGCAUCCUCUGGUAACAAACACUGACCUGAGGCAGCAUCCUGCACACGAUCGCCUGACAGGUGGCCGUUGUAAAAAAAAAAUUAAAAAAAAGACGAUGAAGACAAAGAUGGUGAGAUGGAGGAUCCAGACGAAUGGAAGAGCCCCAGUUCUCUUUAUUUAUUACCUUCACAAUGUGUGUGUGUGUGUGUGUGUGUGUGUGUGUGUGUGUGUGUGUGUGUGUGUGUGUGUGUGUGUGUGUGUGUGUGUGUGUGUGUGUUGCGUGCGCAUGAGUAAGAGAGUUAGCCUUGAGUAUAGAUAGGAAAGCAUGUGUGUGCAUUUGUGAACGGUACCUAAGAUUUCAGGCUAUCAUUUGCAAAUCAAAUUUUGUUUACUUUUUAUAAGGUUCCAAUAACUCGUAUAUAUCAUUGUCACAGUAUAAACAAAAGGACAAUACUAUUGUUUUGUGUUUUGUGUUUGUAACUAGCCUCCUAUUUAAGAAUGUAUAUUUGUAUGUAUGAUAUACUCAUCUAGAAACUAUAUAAUGGACAGUUUUAAUAUUGCUUCAUCGUAUCACCGCUACACUGCUCACGCCAAGACACAUAACGCAACACACGCAUACAGGAGACAUGCAUACAAGCAAAAAAAAACAUCUUUGAAACAAAAGCAAAGAAGAAAAUGAAUCCUAAAGAGUUAGUUUUCCAUGUCUUUCUCAUUUGUGAUUUGAAGACAAUAAUAAUAUUAAUAACAAUAAUAAUAAUAAUAAUAAUGGAGGGCUAUCAGGUGGUGUAACACGUCCUCUGGCAGCCAUAUUGGAGGUCCUCGGUUCUUGGGUAGCUGAGAACAGUUGAUGUUGUUUUAAAUGUACAAUUGUGCUGACUCGGCAGGCUUUAAGACAUGGUUAAUGUGCUAGUUUAAAGGUGAACUUACUGUUUAAUGACUGAUUGCGGUAUUUGUCAGGUAGCUGUCACCAUUUUGGUGUCGACGGAUAAUUCAAACUAAAGCCUAUAUCUACAGUAGGAGGCAGUAGUGAAUAGAUGUCAGUAGCUGUAAAUGAACAAAUUAAUCUUUGUCAGAUAUUUCUCUUUCUCUCCUUGUUUGCCAGCGUUAAAGUUGCAUAUUAGGAAAUGCAUUUUUUCACAGCCUUAUUUUUGUAGCUUUGACCAUCAUUUCCCGUCAGUUACAGGAAUAUGUUUUACUCUCAAACAACAUUGAUUUAGGGACUGCGUAAAGACUGCGUAUCAAGAACUAUGUGCAGUAAGUGCACAACGGAUUGUUGAGAUUUGGGAGUGACACCCUUCUUUGCAUUGGUUCGCAGAAACGUUUACGUGCAUCUCUACAGAAACUUGAGUCCAGCCAUAGCCUCGCCGCCAUUUCCCCCAGUGGCCGACCUAGGUACUGCAACAGAACCUAUCCCCUGUGCUCUAGUCUCGCAUUGCCAGAACUAUCUCCACAGCGCUGUGAAGGAAGGUCUGGCUACACCACACACACAUUCUGGGAUAGGAGUAAAAAAAAAACGUUCUGGGUUGCUUGCAUUUCUUUCAACCAAUCACAAUCUUCUUGGGCGGCGCUAAGCUCCGGACGCAGCGACGGUGCCUCAGUUAAAAUAUUAAAUUAACUGUGGACGCAAUACAGUAUCGUGAUCUAUUUAAAUUAGCUGGAAACAUGGUUAAACCUCAUUGGCUCUUACCAGUGUAUCUCCGUGUGUACUUCGUCUACAGCAAUCCCACCAAUCGCUCCCAAAACGUCCAGUUAGAGAGGAAAUGCCCUAAACAUAUUCUUUGUAAAUCUUUACAAUCAUUCCCCUAAAGAACCAAGCAGGCACCAUCCAAAUUUUCCUCAAAACUUGACAUUUUCAGCGUGUAGCUCGAAGUUUGUCGUUGUCUCCCGAAGCGAAAGGGAUUUUGAGAACAGCAACACACAGAGAGCAAAUAUCCUGCGCAUGAGCCAGGCGCCAGAUCUCAGGCUUUGUCCUGGAAAUUUACUUCUGUUGAUCCAGCCUACCUGUGGUCUAAAAGUCAUUUUCCCUGCUGAACACGAUUAUAAAUCUGUAAAACGGUUGAUAAGGUCAAUAAUUAUUCUUUGUAUUAUGCGAUUUUUCAACUAUGAGGCUGCAAAAGCUAUUUUUAUGCAUGACAUCUUAGUGUGAAGUCUCUGAGACUGGCCACUGGGCUCGAGGAAGGACACUAACGAGCAAGCACACCGGGCCACACAAUACGCAUAAACAUAUUUGCAAUACAAUGUAAUGAAUGAUUAUAGUGGACUUUUCAAUAUUUGCAAUGUGACAUAUGGUUUUGUGAGUAAAAUGUUAUCAAAAUCCAAACGAAUGAUGGCCAAAUCUGCAAAAGUAAGACCCUGGUUAUUUAAAAAUGCUAGUCUUAGGAUUCCCUUACAUAAUUUCCAAUGGACCUCCAUAAUGUAAUCAGACCUGGCUCAUAUGGGUUUUGUGUUGCAACUGAAAAGCCUCUCUAACAUAAAUUAUCUCUGCUGGAGAUGUUAAAGGUGCACACAUAAGACGACAGGGACAGCACCAACCUGUGUGCAAUACUGUAAUUGACAACAGGUGUGUGUGUGUGUGUGUGUGUGUGUGUGUGUGUGUGUGUGUGUGUGUGUGUGUGUGUGUGUGUGUGUGUGUGUGUGUGUGUGUGUGUGUGUGUGUGUGUGUGUGUGUGUGUGUGUGUGUUAAAUAAACAUGGGCAAUAGAUAAGCAUUGGGGCUUCCAUCCAUGCACAUGAGCUAAUGUACAAAAGGAGAAACACCAAGGCAAUAGGCUGUGUGGCCUAUUGUUGGAUCCUGCCCACGACAAUCGUCCCUUACACUUUAUCUGAUACCAACAAAAGGUCUGCAAUAUUUUAUUAGAAACAGUCUAUGUCAAUAACUUUUUGUCAAGCUCAUGAGUGUGUAGGGAUGAGUGCUUUUCAGGGUGUGGUAGUGUGUGUGCAGUAUGUGUACUGUAGGUGGCGAUUAACUUUGAUUAGUCCCUUCCAACCCGUUCUCUCUCCCAACUCGUCCAAUACGAAUGCUUGGUCAGUGUCUCUCAGCGUCAGAUACGACGCUAAAAUCUCCCUUUAGCGUCUGUAUGGAACGCACAGGGCGGAGCAGCAGCUCGACCGCGGCGCUGUAAGAUGAUGUAGUAUUAAGAGAGACAACACUAGAGAGUAGUAUGACAGAUCGAGAAUCCUCCUGAGGAGGCAGGUUGGGGGGGUGGAUGGGUCAAACAACACAGGACUUUCACCCAGGAGAGCGGGGUUCAUGUCCCGUUCUUGUCCUGCGUGUCACUGAAAUGUACAUUUUGUAACCCCACCCACCAUCUUUUCCUAAACCUAACUGUCCCGUUCUUGUGAUGCAUUACGCAAACCUACGUUCCGACCGAGAGCGUCAUAAAGUGAUGCCAAGAGUCCCGACCGAGUGCGUCAAACAGCAAACGCCAAAGACACCUGACCAAGAGUCGCUUUCUGACGCGGUGGGAGUGAGAAUGCGUUGGUCCCUUCAACACCAACAUGAGCUCUUAUGCAGAGUCUUCCCUUAAAUGUAUGCCCCUCAACAUCCUACACGUUCUAAAUGUUUUGCAACUUUUUAUGACAAUAUGACGAAGGUCAGAUAUAUAGCGUAGUAUCAUCAGCAAAAGAUGUUUAUACUGUUUUAUGGCUUUCUUUGGAUGUUUUGUGUGAAAAUAUCUGACUAUUACAGCUUAGAUGUAUGGUGAUAAUAGUUGUGAAGUACUAUCAAUACAAUGGCUUCCUCCUUAUCAAUCAGUUUGAAUUCGACUGGAACAAUAAUAUUGGCCCUGCACUGUUGAUUAGCCCCAGAGAUGAGGCUGCAGAUGUGACGUCAUGGAGAUCUGGAACUGUGGAUACUUAUCAUGUCGCUCCAUGGCUUAUCACACACACUUACUCACAUUUAUAAUAUAGAUGUCUUGCCUGCUAGGAUAACAUUCCCACACCCAUCGAGUCCUAUCAGCUACAGUAUGGUAAAAGCCUGCAGCCCCUAAAUGCCCCCCCACCCCUCCAGCUGGUAUUUGCUUUGCAGUCUGUCACAUUUAAUAAUACAUUUUUGAUUUUUUUUUUUUUUACUAUCUCAAUACAAACCUAACCGAAUCUCCUUACCCCAACGCCUAAUAUUUGCAUCACAGGCGAUUUUCUGGAAAUUCGGUUACAAUUUUUACUACAUUUGGAUGGAAAGUUGGCUUGGGACUGCUAAAUAUUAGUUUUGGCUGAACUUUGGAAUGAAUUUUUCCACAGAACAAGGACUGUGGAUUUCCCCCCCUAUCAUUUACAGUGUAGCCACUUGAGUUGAGAUAGACUUGAACAUUUCUGAACCUAUCCUUUAAAUGAGGAAAAUCAAUAAAGAGAAAGAUUGGAGUCUUAUAGUGCUUUGGUAUUUUACCAAGACUGUGUUCCAGUCUAGCUUCUUCGACAAUAGAGAGUAGUGGCUCUGAGGCAAAAUAAAUGAUUAUGGGCUAGACUCUCCCAAAUAGUGUUUUGAAAAUGCACUUUAAAGAAAAAUCUGUUUGCCCUACAUUCCAGCCUGUAUGGUCCCUUUUAUGCACUUGCUUUGCCCCUAAUGAUAAAUAUAUAUGAACCAGCCAUUCUUACAAAUGUAAAUAUCAUCCCCCGUUUUGAACCUUAACCACAGAUUGAGGAGAGCUCAUAGAAAUGCUGUACUUGAAGUUAUCUUGCAGCUUUUCAGUUUCAUCCCCAGGCUGUGAUUGUGCAGCAGAAAAAAGGGGAGGAAAGGGGGUGGGUAAUGCCAGUAAAGUGCUGUGACAGAAGAGGGUUAAUACCAAGGAGCUGUGCUACGAUUGCCCAGCCGCAUGUGGCUUUAAGGGAUUGCAGGCAGUAUUAGCAGCUGAAUAAUUAUUUCUGGCAUGUUUCUCCUUGUGGCACACAUCGCUUUGUUUGCCCAUCGACACUUUUUUUUUCCGUGGAGUUCGGCAGCCUGCAGUCUUGUACAAAAACUUAUAUUUUUGAGUCCUGGGUGGACAGAGUUCCUGAAGGCACUCUCUGUUCAAACUUGAAUGUUCUUCGUAUAUUUCAAAUAAAGUCCGGUGAAGGACAGACUUGGUGGAAUUGCACAUUUAGCACUGUGACAGGAAAAAUGAGAAAUAAUAUCAGUAGAAGAAGGAGAAGAAAUGUCAAAAGGUGGAAAUUGAUUAGGUUGUGACAUAGUGAUGCUUCCACAAUGUUGUAUACAGGGUUACAAAGGUCCCCUUAACCCUUGUGUUGUCUUCCCAUUGACCAUGCAACUUUUGUUUUUAUGGGUUUAAAUUUAAAAUGAAAACUAUUUGGUCGUCUUUUCUCACUUUUUUUUCACUUUUUAACGUUCUUUUAUAAUUUUUUUCCUAUGCUAUACAAUUUAAUCAAACCAAAUGUAAUGAAAGUGGUGAACUGAUCGUUUAUUUUACUUGUUAUGAGCGUUGUAUGGAACAGUCCACGUAAUUAUUUUGGACAAUUUGGUUGAAAGAAACCCAAAUUUCUGAUUAUAGAAUUGUUUUUGAAAAUGGGUCAAAUUUGACCCGAGGACAACAGGAGGGUUAAUACUAUCAAAGAGAAAUCAUAUAUGAAUAACCAUAUAUGAUAAAUAUAAAUAAAAGGCAUCUAUUUUUGGCAUUCUUUAUCGUGUGGACAGAAGUGGCAUCGCUAGGAAAAAUAGGUUGGAUCCAAGUGGCAUCCUCGCUGUGCUGAACAAUGAAUCUGUGUUUUGCAACUUUUUCCAACAAAGCUUCUUUUGCAUUUUCUUUUUCCUUUUUGAAUGCUGCACUGAAAGUACGUCAUUUUCACAAGUGGUUUCGGAAAAACAGAAGUGUCGUCAGUCACUUCGUCAAGUGAAACAAUAUAGUAUACAGUAGAUUAGCUGUUGCAUUAUUUGUUACGACCCGUAUGUAAUGUUAUUAUGGAAGAUGUAAUGUCCUUCUGUAAACGUUGUUUAAUGUUGUUUUACCUGAAAUAAAAUUUAAUAAUGCUUCA
Perca fluviatilis (European perch) is the source of this 7755-nucleotide messenger RNA. It is a transcript of the gene cdk14, whose product is annotated as cyclin-dependent kinase 14. The record is from RefSeq and is a predicted model, not a curated record. Gene Ontology annotation, cellular component: nucleus; cytosol; cytoplasm. The transcript is spliced from 15 exons. Bases 425 to 1837 code for a protein of 470 amino acids. NCBI's taxonomy places the organism in Eukaryota, Metazoa, Chordata, Actinopteri, Perciformes, Percidae. Gene Ontology annotation, molecular function: cyclin-dependent protein serine/threonine kinase activity; ATP binding; cyclin binding. Gene Ontology annotation, biological process: protein phosphorylation.